This is a messenger RNA of Empidonax traillii (willow flycatcher), 1659 nucleotides long. It is a transcript of the gene PTCRA, whose product is annotated as pre T cell antigen receptor alpha. NCBI's taxonomy places the organism in Eukaryota, Metazoa, Chordata, Aves, Passeriformes, Tyrannidae. The coding region runs from base 58 to 573 and encodes 171 amino acids. The record is from RefSeq and is a predicted model, not a curated record. The transcript is spliced from 5 exons.
GCAGCAGGUGCCGCCGUUGAGGGCUGAGCCCUCGGCAGCCCCACGGCCCGAGCCGCCAUGGAGGUGCCCCGGGUGCUGCUGGCUGCCGCUCUGCUCCCGCUGCUGCCCCUCAGCAGGGCAGCUGUGCCGCUGCCCACCAUGGCCCCACCACUGAGCAUGGUGGUGGCUGGGCAGCGCCGGCAGCUGGUGGUCUGUGUGGUGAUCGACUUGGCUCCCAGCUCCGGCCACGCUGUCUGGAUCUCCAGCGGGAAUGGCAGCGUCCUACCGUCCUUUGCCUACGGGGCCUCUCAGGAGGAUGGUGGUACCGUCUGCUCUGUCUCUCUCCUUUCCAACGACCCCUUGGCCGAGGGAGAACUCGCCUGCCAUGUCGGGGCCAACAGGACCUCCCCAUCCCACAGCUCCAGCCCCAUUCGCAUCACGGGCAACGAGGAGGUGACAGAGCUGUGUCCUGGUAGCACAGCCGUGUUCCCGGACCAUGCCUUGGCAGCUCUGCUCAUGGCUGUUCGGGUGGUGCUGCUGAAGGUCGUGCUCUCAGAUGCCCUCCUCACCUCCAUCCUCCUUGCCCAGAGCUGAGGGCUUGGCAGAUGCCCACCCUGAGGGGCUUGGAACCUGUGUCAGCGUGCAGCAAUAGCUGUGGGCAGCACCUGGAUAACUGGACCCAGCAGUGAGCACGCCUGGCAUGUGUGGGGACAAUGCAGCAGGUAUGGUGUGGAAAGGGACAUCUUCAAGGCCUGAGUCCAGAGGGGCUGCAGGAAGGAAUGCUCAUCUCACCUGAGAAAUGGCCACAGACACCUCUGGCCCCUGGUGCCAGCAGAGAGAAGAUCGUGCAGGAGGUGCACACAGGGCUUCUCAAUACAGGCAUGGGAGCUCGGGAGAAGCCACCUUGCUCUCCUCCUGCCUGUGGCACGACCCUCUGCUCACAUCAUUGCCGGGACAAGACACAAUGUCUCAUUGCUGCCGCCAGACCGCUCCUGCUAGGGCUUGGCCCUUCUCCUAAAGUGGGGCUUUAAGAAGAGGUGCUCCUGACAAACAGGAGCCCGCAGCAGAGGAUAAAACUUUCUCCAGCCUCCUGCAACCCUAGUUUUGGGGAAGCAAGGGCCACACCAUGCCUGGUUUCCAUCCAUCUGACAGAGUACCCGCUUUUGACCCCUCCACAUUUCCAGUUGUAAACACCUGAGAUAUUUCUCCUGCUCUCUUUUUCUAUAGCUCUGUUGAACUUUUUUUUACAGAAGAAAUAAAGCUUAUUUUUUAGUUUUAUAAAAGAAACCCUGCACUGUGUUCUAAAGCUGUUGGUGCUGUGGUCUCUGCAGCAGUGUUGCUGGAGCUCAUGGCCUCUCUGGCAGUGGCACAGUCCAUAGCCACACCUUGUCCACUGGGCCCUGCCAGCUGCUUGGUCCCCAGCACAGUCCCCAGAGCACUGAGGGGACCAUUACCAGGUGGGAUGUUCUGUGGUCACGAGGAGAAACUAUGACCCAUGCUGGGACAUGCAUUGCGAAAAGAUCCUGUCCUCUUCCAAGAGGAAGAGAGAGCUUGUGUCGCGGAGGUAGAAGCUUCAGGAGGAAACCUACAGGCAGAACUGGCCCUGUCUGACUUCCCAGCUGUGCUGUAGCGGCUGGCUUACACUGAAGCAUUGUUUUGGGUGUUCCUGCUUCAGGAGUU